Salvia hispanica is the source of this 3168-nucleotide messenger RNA. Its product is annotated as valine--tRNA ligase, mitochondrial 1-like. NCBI's taxonomy places the organism in Eukaryota, Viridiplantae, Streptophyta, Magnoliopsida, Lamiales, Lamiaceae. Gene Ontology annotation, cellular component: cytosol. Gene Ontology annotation, molecular function: valine-tRNA ligase activity; ATP binding; aminoacyl-tRNA deacylase activity. Gene Ontology annotation, biological process: valyl-tRNA aminoacylation. The record is from RefSeq and is a predicted model, not a curated record.
GCUGCUAUCUCACAACAAUGGAUCCGCGGCAUGAUCUCUCUGAUCCGACGCUGGUUGAGCUUGAGAGGAAGUUGAAGAAAGAAGGAAAGGCUAGAGAGAAGGAGUUGAAGAAACUUAAAGCUGCUCAAAAAGCAGCUGCGGCGAAGCAUCAGAAACAACAACCUUCAAAAAAUGCAAAAAAAGAAGCACAGAAGGUAAAUCCCCUGGAAGUUGACCCAGAGACACCUCUGGGUGAAAAGAAAAAACUCUCUGACCAGAUGCCACAGAGUUAUAAUCCAAUGACCGUUGAAAAAUCGUGGUAUGAAUGGUGGGAGAAGUCAAAAUUCUUUCAGGCAGACUCCAAAAGCUCCAAACCACCUUUUGUCAUCAUGCUCCCACCUCCUAAUGUUACUGGGGCCCUUCACAUUGGCCACGCUCUUACUGCUGCUAUUGAGGACACCAUUAUUCGCUGGAAGCGGAUGGCUGGGUACAAUGCAUUGUGGGUGCCUGGUAUGGAUCAUGCUGGAAUAGCUACACAGGUUGUUGUGGAAAAGAAACUUAAGGCGGAACAGGAAUUGGAAAGGCAUGAUCUUGGUCGUGAAAGAUUUGUAGAUGCAGUCUGGAAAUGGAAGAACGAGUAUGGGGGCACAAUUUUAAAGCAACUCCACCGCUUGGGUGCAUCUCUUGAUUGGUCACGUGAGUGUUUUACCCUUGACGAGAAGAGAUCAAGGGCGGUCACGGAGUCUUUUAUAAGACUUCACAAGGAAGGUCUCAUAUAUAGGGAUAAACGUCUGGUGGCUUGGGACUGUCGUAUGCAAACAACAAUAUCCAAGACUGAGUUAAAAGACGAAUAUAUCAAAGAGAGAACACUGCGACCGGUUCAUGGGUAUGAAACUGAAGUCGAAUUUGGGGUUCUGACCUCAUUUGCUUAUCCUCUGGAAGGGGAUUUGGGUGAGAUUGUUGUGGCAACUACUCGAGUGGAAACAAUGCUUGGGGAUACGGCUGUGGCAAUACAUCCAGAGGAUCCAAAAUACAUGCAUCUUCAUGGGAAAUUCGCUGUUCAUCCUUUCAAUGGAAGGAAGCUAAAAAUAAUUUGUGAUAGUGUCCUUGUCGAUAUGAAAUUCGGGACUGGUGCGGUUAAGAUAACUCCAGCCCAUGAUCCUGAUGAUUAUGAAGUUGGCAAGCGCCACGAUCUCGACUGCAUCACUAUCUUCACUGAUGAUGGGAAAAUAAAUAGCAAUGGUGGUGAAGAAUUUGAAGGAAUGCCACGUUUUAAGGCACGUGUGGCUAUGAUCCAAGCUUUAAAAGAAAAGGGACUUCAUAGAGGUGAUAAAGAUAAUGAGAUGUGCCUUAAAAUUUGUUCAACAAGCAAUGAAGUAGUGGAAUACCUUGUAAAGCCCCAGUGGUUUUUGAGCUGCAAAGGCAUGGCAGAGGAUGGUCUGAAUGCUGUUUUUGGUUGUACAACUCCAAAGUUAGGGAUCUUACCGAAACAAUAUCUUGCUGAAUGGCAGAGAUGGCUUGAAAACAUGCGUGACUGGUGCAUUUCAAGGCAGAUUUGGUGGGGCCAUCGUAUCCCAGCGUGGUAUGUGGAGUUGGAAGAUGAUCAGCUCAAGGGGCUUGGUGCAUACGAUGAUCGGUGGGUUGUUUGCAGGACAGAGGAAGAAGCUCAGGAGGAGGCUAGCCGAUUGUUUGCUGGGAAGAAGUUCCAGCUUAUCCAAGAUCCAGACGUGUUAGAUACCUGGUUUUCUUCUGGUUUAUUUCCAUUAUCUGCAUUUGGUUGGCCAGACGAAACUGAAGAUCUCAAAGCUUUUUAUCCAACAAGCAUGCUUGAAACUGGUCAUGAUAUUCUCUUUUUCUGGGUGGCGCGUAUGGUGAUGAUGUGUAUGAAGCUAGGAGGUGAUCUACCAUUUACAAAGGUUUACUUGCACCCAAUGGUUCGUGACUCGCAUGGAUGCAAAAUGUCCAAAUCCUUAGGAAAUGGUAUCGAUCCACUCGACAUUAUUAAUGGUGCAACUCUCGAAGAACUCCAUGAAAAGCUGGAUAAAAGAUUUAAAGAAGGAAACUUGACAGAGGAUGAAGUCAAAACUGCAAAAGAGCAUCAAAAGAAAGAAUUCCCUGAUGGGAUUGUAGAAUGUGGCACUGAUGCUCUGCGCUUCGCUCUUGUUUCUUAUACAGCUCAGUCGGACAAAAUAAAUCUGGACAUUCAGAGGGUUGAGGGAUAUCGGGAGUGGUGCAAUAAGCUGUGGAAUGCAAUUAGGUUUGCUCUGACUAAACUUGGAGAUGACUAUACCCCUCCAAUAGAGAUUGAUCCAGCUUCCAUGCCUUUUAGCUGCAAGUGGAUACUGUCUGUGUUGAACAAAGCUAUAUCAAAAACAGUUGCGUCGCUGGAAUCAUAUGAGUUUUCUGAUGCUGCCACGGCUGUGUACUCGUGGUGGAAGUAUCAGUUGUGUGAUGUCUUCAUUGAAGUAAUCAAGCCGUAUUUUGGUGGCAGCGAUCCUGCAUUUGCAUCAGCGAGAAGAUCUGCACAGGAUACCUUAUGGCUGUGCCUAGAUUGUGGCUUACGGCUGCUCCAUCCGUUUAUGCCUUUUAUCACAGAAGACCUGUGGCAGCGUCUUCCCUCCAAGAUAGAUUCUGCCAGAAAAGAAUCCAUUGUGAUAUCGGAAUAUCCAUCCGUUGUUAAGAGCUGGACGAAUGAUGAGGUGGAGUCGCAGAUGGAUACGAUCAAUUCUGCGAUUAAAUCAGUAAGGUCUCUUAAAUCACUUUUGCCACCAAAAGUGAGGCCAGCAGCUAUUGUUCAUUGCCACACAAAUGAGGCACAUGGUAUCAUCAAGGGACAUGAAAUGGAGAUUGUUACUCUUGCCAAGCUAUCAUCUCUGACUGUGUUGAGUGAGGAUGAUGAGGUUCCAGUGGGUUACUUGGUGGAACUAGUCAAUGAAUCUGUCUCAGUCUUCCUCGAAAAAGGAAGCAUUAACAUCGAAGCUCUACUUGGAAAGCUGAAGAAGAUGACUUGUGCUGCUGGCUACUGAAAUUUCAUCUCUAGAUAUAAAUAUGUAAAAUGGAAAGACAAAACUAAUUAAUUAACACAUUCUCACAAACCCAAAUACUCCUACCUGAUCCGGAAGCAUAAUUUUGUUUAUACCAAUCAAUGCGUAAAAUAUUACAAGAAAUGUUAAUUUUAUUUAUGAGUCA